AUGUGUGAUUCUUAAUUAUUCAAUUUUAAUACUCCUCUUGCCUUAAACAAAUAGAGAAGAAUCAUAAAUGUACUUCCUAAUGAAAUAGAUAUUGAACAAAUUUUGAGGAAUUAUAGAAUAAAUAAUAAAAUUGAACAAGAGAUUGUUUAAAAAUAACAACCCCAAAAAAACAAUAAAAAUCCAGCUAAUUUGACAAGAAUGAAGCGGGUAAUAUUAAACUAAUUCAACAGGCCUGCAACCAAUCGAAACAAUCAACAGAAAUGUAGAGAAAAUUUUUAGGAAUAGUAUCCUUAUUUUCUAUAAAUUCAACAUUAUAAAAUUACUACUCAACCAAAUUCACUAAAUGUUAUGAAAUAAAUUUCAAGAGACCGUAUUUAUUCAUUAGACAGACAUUCACAAAAAAAAAAAUCCAUUGAUUUCAGUAAUAUUAAAACUAGAAAUAUGAGUAUUUAGUAGUAGGAAAUCACAGCUUGGACCAGAAAGACUUCAGAGAGUUUUUGA
This is a messenger RNA of Paramecium octaurelia, 501 nucleotides long. Lineage: Eukaryota; Ciliophora; Oligohymenophorea; Peniculida; Parameciidae. The record is from the annotation of a GenBank genome assembly.